GGCCGGGCUUUGUUGACCUUUAAGAGUUCUGUCCCGAAAUGCCCCACUCGCAGUUCCCCGCAUGGCGUCUAGGAUUCCCCUCAGGGAUGGGAAAAGGACCGGAAGGCUAGCCUUGAUAGGUAUACAGGCGUUGCUCCAACAUCCGUUACUUGUCUACAGUAAACGGUAGAUAUAUGCGUACAUAUCGAUACACAAAUCGUGGCGGGCCUCCACAUCCUCUCCAAAUGCCAAUGUCGACUCAAAGUACACUACCGAGGUGGUAUAGCUACCAAGGUCCGUCUCGUAGGCGGCAAGGCUUACCUAGUAACUAAGCCAUCCUUCAGAAAGAGGGGUAGAUGUGGAUAGGGUGGAUCAUUAGCUGCCCACUCCUCGCGUUUAUGAAUUGAUCCUUUUCUCGUAUUCUUGAACUGUAGUCAUUGCCGGUUCCCUCGCCUUCUUUGAACUAUACACCUACUCUACCAAAAUGGCAGACACUAAAGUCCAGACCUUCGACAUCCCCAAGACAUGUAAAGGGGGUGUUGUUGUGAACGAAGGCCCAGACUUUCAUGUUGAGGUGCAAGACCUCCCAGUGCCCGAGUGUGGACCCACGGAUGUUCUUAUCAAGCUUAAUGCGACUGGCAUAUGCCACUCAGAUCUUCACUUUAUGCUCAACGACUGGGCGAUGCCGAAGAUGUCAGAUCUUGGCACAAGAUGCGCUGGACACGAAGGCGCAGGCGUCAUUGUCAAAGUCGGAGAGCAUGUCAAGACUCUGAAGCCUGGUAUGCGGGCUGGAUAUAAGCCUGUGCAGGAUACUUGUGGGGCUUGUGAGAGUUGUCGCGACGGUAAUGAAUGUUACUGCCAAAAAGCCGUCAUUACCGGACUCAUGGUUGACGGCUCGUACAAGCAAUACGUCCUCUCGCCCGAGCGAUACACGACCUUGAUUCCAGACGGCGUGAGCGACUUUGUUGCAGGACCCAUCAUGUGCUCUGCUGCUACGAUAUACACUUCACUCAAAGAAUCCGGACUACGACCCGGUGACUGGGCCGUUUUUCCUGGUGCUGGAGGUGGUGUUGGACUUCAAGGAGUCCAAUUGGCCUCGGCCAUGGGUCUCCGCCCUGUAGCCAUUGAUACUGGGGCUGAGAAGGAAAAGCUGUGCAUGGAAGUAGGACGCGCGGAGCACUUCAUCGACUUUAAGAAAGUCGAGAAUGUGGCCGAGGAAGUAAUACGGACGUGUGGUGGGAUUGGCGCGCAUGGUGUCUUUGUCACUGCUGUGCAGUCGUACCCGUCUUCGAUAUCAUAUCUGGGCAAACGAGUUGGUGGAAAGGUCAUGUGCGUCGGGCUGCCGCCGGCCGGUACUCAGCAUAUCGAUGUUGACCCUAACCAAAUGUGCUUCUUCAAGCAGAGCGUACACGGCACGCUUGUGAGCAGCAUGGCAGAUGUGGAUAAGACGCUUGAUUUCGCGCGCCGCGGACUUCUCCGACCAAUCUACACGGUCUACCCUAUGAGCCAGUUUAAUGAAGCGGUGCAGAAGCUGAAGCGUGGGGAGAUUGCUGGUAGGGCUGUAGUCGAUUUCAACCAGGAGUAG
Pyrenophora tritici-repentis Pt-1C-BFP is the source of this 1564-nucleotide messenger RNA. Its product is annotated as AdhP, Zn-dependent alcohol dehydrogenase. Lineage: Eukaryota; Fungi; Ascomycota; Dothideomycetes; Pleosporales; Pleosporaceae. Gene Ontology annotation, cellular component: cytoplasm. The record is from RefSeq and is a predicted model, not a curated record. Gene Ontology annotation, molecular function: alcohol dehydrogenase (NAD+) activity; zinc ion binding.